This is a messenger RNA of Amphimedon queenslandica, 2350 nucleotides long. Its product is annotated as ATP-dependent RNA helicase DDX1-like. The coding region runs from base 1 to 2232 and encodes 743 amino acids. The record is from RefSeq and is a predicted model, not a curated record. Lineage: Eukaryota; Metazoa; Porifera; Demospongiae; Haplosclerida; Niphatidae. The transcript is spliced from 27 exons. Gene Ontology annotation, molecular function: protein binding; nucleic acid binding; RNA helicase activity.
AUGCCAAAAAUUGUAAUCAUUUCAACGCAAGCCGCGCCUACUUUUAAUGAUUUCAAGAUGACUGCCUUCUCAGAACUUGGGGUCAUGCCAGAAAUAAUACAAGCGCUAGAAGAAGUGGACUGGCUCCUCCCCACUGAUGUACAGGCAGAAGCCAUUCCACUCAUACUAGGAGGUGGGGAUGUACUAAUGGCUGCUGAGACUGGGAGUGGAAAGACAGGAGCAUUCUCACUCCCUGUGAUACAGAUAACAUACGAAGCAUUGAGAGAUGAGAAAAUGGGCGGGAGAGGCCAGAGCAAGAUCGAACAAUCAGCUACAGUUGGACUCAAUCCCCAUGACAGAGGAGAGUCUCUAGCCAUAUCACCUGAUGGUUUACUGUGUCAGUGUCGUGAGCAUAAGCAAUGGCAUGGCUGUAGGACUAACCUUGGAGUAAAUGAAGGUAAAUAUUAUUAUGAGGCUACAGUAACUGAUGAAGGAUUGUGUCGUGUUGGAUGGUCGACCCAGCUUGCCUCACUGGAAUUAGGCAAGGACAAGUUUGGGUUUGGGUUUGGAGGAACUGGUAAGAAGUCCUGGAGCAACCAGUUUGACAGCUAUGGAGAGUCUUUUGGUAAAGGUGACACCAUUGGCUGCUAUAUUGAUCUUGAGAACGGUUCCAUCAGUUUUAGCAAGAAUGGCAGCCUGUUUGGGAAAGCUUUUGAUAUACCUCAAGGACUCUCUGGUGAGACCUUCUUUCCAGCUGUAGUUUUAAAGAAUGCUGAGAUGAGGUUCAAUUUUGGUGACCUUCCAUUUAAAUAUUCACCAAAGAAUGGUGGGAUUGAACCUUUCAGCAAAGCAAAGAAUCUUCUUUUAUCAUCACCAGUAGCCAAACCUAAGAAGAAAGGAGGGACACGGACACCCUCAGCCAUAAUAAUUGAACCUGCUAGGGAGCUAGCACAACAGACACAUGAUAACAUCAAGCAAUUUAGUAAAUACGUCCCUGCCCCUGGAAUAAGGGUAUUGCUGCUAGUGGGAGGAGAGAGUGUAAAGGAUCAGAUAAAGGCACUCAGUGAUGGGGUUGAUGUUAUUAUUGGCACACCUGGAAGAUUAGAAGAUCUCAUUAGCACAGGGAAACUUGAUCUAGCAUCUGUUCGGUUCUUUAUUCUGGACGAAGCUGAUGGUCUCCUUACCCAGGGACAUAAAGACCUAAUUCACAAAAUAUACUCUAAAAUACCUCAAGUCUCUCCAGAAGGAUACAGACUGCAAAUGAUAGUUUGCUCUGCUACUUUGCACAACAUUGAAGUCAAGAAGUUAGCAGAGAAAUUGAUGCACUUCCCUACUUGGGUGGAUCUGAAAGGGCAAGAUAGUGUCCCUGAUACUGUUCACCAUGUUGUCUGCCAUGUUGAUCCACUGGCUGAUAGUAGCUGGCAUAAACUGAUAAAGACUUUUCAGACUGAUGGCAUACACUUUAAUGAUAGAACUGGUCCUGGAAUGAAGUCCCAAGAGGCAUUGUCUGAGGCUGUGAAGAUACUUAAAGCCGAUUACCUGGUGAAGGCAAUCAAUGCACACAAAAUGGAUCAAGCUAUUAUAUUCUGUCGGACGAAACUCGAUUGCGAUAAUAUUGAGAGAUAUCUUCUGCAUUUAGGAGGAUCUGGUAAAAUGGUCAAUGAGUAUUCUUGUGUCUGCCUUCAUGGUGAUAGGCGUCCUCAGGAGAGAAAAAAUAAUUUGAAUUCUUUUAAGACUGGUGAGGUUAGGUUUCUCAUAUGCACUGAUGUUGCUGCAAGAGGAAUUGAUAUCACUGGAAUACCUUUUGUUGUUAAUGUUACAUUACCAGAUGAUAAACAGAAUUAUGUUCACAGGAUCGGUAGAGUUGGACGUGCCGACAGAAUGGGACUGGCUAUAUCACUUGUGUCCACACAAAAAGAAAAGGUGUGGUAUCACUCCUGCCCAAGUAAAGGGAAGAAAUGUAACAAUGUGCAGUUGGUUGAAAAUGGCGGAUGUGCCAUCUGGUAUGAUGAGAAACAGUAUUUGUCUGACAUUGAAGAUCACCUUGGAGUCUCGAUACCCACAGUGAGUUCUACGUUUGAGGUUCCCACCAAUGAGUAUGAUGGUAAAGUGACUUACGGGGAGAAGAGGAAAGAAGGCGGAGUGUUGUAUGAUAACCACACUGAGCUGCUAGCCCCUUCAGUACUGGAGCUAUCUAAACUAGAAACAACCGCACAGCACACCUUCAUUACAUCACUCAAGGGACACUGGUAAUAUGGACAAUGGGCACUGGUAAUAUGGACAAUGGACACUGGUAAUGUUAAUAGUUGAUACUGGUAAUAUUGAUGAUUAAUACUGGUUUUUAAUUAUUGGAAUUCACAAUUGAUGGCAC